CAGCAGCGCGUGUCGCUGAAACUCUUCCUCCACUACGAUACGUGCAUGGCCAACCCUCGUCAACGCCGCAAGAGAAAGUCAGGCCAUGCGCCCAUAUCGCACUCAAGGCGGGCGAAGAAAAUGCUGAAGAAAAUGCCCACUAUACGUGGUCCAAAAGCGCUACAGGAUGCCUGGGACAAGGCAAAGACAGUCCGCCAAAAUUAUCUAGCAUUUGGUCUGCAGCAUACCCUUAAUCCCAUCCCAUCCGGUGGCACCGAAGUAGACCUUCGACAAGGUUGUCCCGAUAGAGUUAAGACCGAAAUUCAUAGCUGUCACGAAGGCGAGAAGGAUCCGGAUGGACUUUCUGUCGUGAAGAAAGUUGUGCCCAGUGGGUUUGGAAGGAUCGUGCGAGACGAGACCGGUGUGGUAAUCGGGGUCGAGCUUGCUGAAGACGAAGAGCGGGGGCCGGUGCCAGAUAUGGAGACGCUAGAACCAUGUGCAGCAGACGCCGACCGGCAGGUGUGGGCACAAGGGGGCACUGCGGACGACAAUAUGACGAGCCCCGCGGAGAGUAGUGUUAUCAGAAGGCUCGAAAGGCUUUCGGAGCAUACGGAAGUCAGGGUGCGGCAUACGUCACAAGGCGAGCGGAUGUAUAUGGCACGGUUGGCAAAGAAGUAUGGCGAUGACUACGAGAAGAUGGCUCGAGAUCGGCGAUUGAAUCCGGAGCAGAGGACAGUCGGGCAGUUGAAGAGAGCAGUCGGGAAGGCCGGUGGCAUCGCAGAGCUUUGCAGGGAAUGACUGCAGCCGGGUGUGUGUGUGACGAGGUAUGACGCCUGCGACGGAUAUGUCGGCGGGCCGGUCCGUGGCCUGGAUGGAGGUAAAUUGCGUGACAUGUCACAGGUGUCACCAUCCGGAGAUAUGCAGGAUCCAUGGCUGUGCGAGGGUGCGGUGGCAUCGGAAGCAAUUCUGGCAUAACGUUCUUGUCGAUCUAUUCGCUACAGCAUGGCGCGCGCGCUGCUUGCCGUCCGCUAACAUAUACACUUUCUUGAUACGACACGAGGCUAGAUGAUUCAGAGCUAACUGAGAUAUUGUAUCUGAUACGGGUGGAGCCACCUGUAUGAACCGGCUACUGCCAACUGGGAUAUAUGUGUAUCCUCAUCAAACAAUAUUCUCGAGCGAUG
This is a messenger RNA of Pisolithus orientalis, 1160 nucleotides long. Its product is annotated as ribosome biogenesis protein Nop16. Gene Ontology annotation, cellular component: nucleolus. The record is from RefSeq and is a predicted model, not a curated record. Lineage: Eukaryota; Fungi; Basidiomycota; Agaricomycetes; Boletales; Pisolithaceae. Bases 46 to 777 code for a protein of 243 amino acids. The transcript is spliced from 4 exons. Gene Ontology annotation, biological process: ribosomal large subunit biogenesis.